Cuscuta campestris is the source of this 893-nucleotide messenger RNA. The record is from the annotation of a GenBank genome assembly. Lineage: Eukaryota; Viridiplantae; Streptophyta; Magnoliopsida; Solanales; Convolvulaceae.
GAACAAAUUUAGAGAUGUAACAUCUGUUCAAAGUAGCAAUUUCACACUAUAAAUACCUUUCAUCAAUCUUUCCCAAGUCCACUCACCAAAGCCCACCAACUCUCUUUUCCUUCAAUUCAUUCAUUCAUUAAUUCUCAUCUCUCUCUCUCUCUCUCUCUCUCUCUCUCACAUCUAUCAAAUAAUAAUAUACUCAACAAUGGAGUAUGACUAUCAUCCCCACACCCAUUCAUCCUCCUCCUCAGUGCCCACUCUAACCAGGAGCUAUUCCCUCGCCGCUCCGACUCCGCCGCCCCGGCCCCUCCCCAGAAGCCUCUCUCAGAAGAUCUCUUCUUCUUCUUCUUCGGCCUCUUCCAAGGCCCGGCUCUCGAAGAGCUCGACGUUCACCAGGAAAUGUAGCAACUUGGCCAAGGAACAGAAGGCCAAGUUCUACAUCGUCAGGCGGUGCAUCGGCAUGCUCGUCCGCUGGAGCAAGCACCGCCACGACUCCUGAUGCAUAUCCCCAAGUUAGGCCUCGUUUUGUGGGAACGUCGUUUUCAAUUAGCGUUUUGGAUAAUUUUAAAACGGUGUAGAUUGACUUUGAAAGUGCUAAAGUUGAACGUUAUUGUUAGAUUUUCUUUUCAAAACGCUAAAUCUAAACGUUAAAACCGUAGCCAAACCGGCACUUAGAUUGUCCUUUUUUUUAGUUUGUGGAAUUAAUUGUUCACCUACCUUUAUUCGUUAAACAAAUGGCCUGGGAAAUGGUCAAAGAUAUGCAGAGGCACUGAGAUCUUUGUUUGUUUUGGUAUUAUAAUUUUUUUUUCCUUCUUUUUGAGACAUGAAGUAGUAGAAAAGUGUUGCAGAGGUUACAGAGUUGUCCCAUUAGACUAAUAAAAAAAUGAAAAUUGUGUGAUUGG